Molecule: messenger RNA, 3177 nt
Organism: Mesocestoides corti
Lineage: Eukaryota; Metazoa; Platyhelminthes; Cestoda; Cyclophyllidea; Mesocestoididae
Source: the annotation of a GenBank genome assembly
AUGGAUAUAGAGGACGCUCCCGUUGAUUCUGUUCGACCUAGAACGAUUAGUAGUGUGCACCCACGUUUUAUUAAAAAGAAGAAUUGUGCUGAAGAACCUGAUGCUGUUGGAGAUAAUAUUCCCGGCACUCAGCGCAUUUUCGUGCAGGUAUGGGGCUGCGCUCAUAACAUCAGUGAUGCUGAGUACAUGGCUGGCCUUCUCUCCACCUAUGGUUACAAAGUAACACUUGGAGGAAGUUCUUCUGUUGCAAAAUCCGAUGAUGGCUGUGCCUGCUCAGACAAGACCUUUAAAGGCGCUAAUUGUUCCAACGGUGACCGCGAAUGCAGAGGACAAAACUGUCGAAGCCCAAAUCACGAUGAAGCGGAAAAAGAGGCAGCCGAUUUGUGGCUUCUAAAUAGCUGCACUGUAAAGGGCCCAGCGGAGGAUCACUUUAGGAACGCCGUAAUGGCGGCUAAAGCGAGAGCCAAGAAGGUUGUGGUGGCUGGCUGUGUCCCACAAGGCAGCCCAAAUGUCGCCUACCUCAAGGACGUUAGCGUAGUGGGUGUCCAGCAAAUCGAUCGAGUCGUAGAGGUCGUCGAACAAACUCUAAUGGGCAACACAGUUCGAUUUAUGGAGAAGCGCGUUGGCUCGGAUGAAAACGGCCUUGGUGGGUCCGGGAGAAAGCGGCGUCUAGGUGGCGCACCUUUGUCCCUGCCCAAAAUUCGUCGUAAUCCCUUGAUCGAAAUUCUUGUGGUUUCGACGGGUUGCCUCAAUGCUUGCACCUACUGUAAAACGAAACACGCUAGAGGUGUCCUUGCCAGCUACACUGUCGCCGAACUCGUACAACGGGCUAUUGAGGCAUUUAAUGACGGCGUUAGAGAGAUCUGGCUCACUUCCGAAGAUUUGGGUGCCUACGGUCGAGACCUGCCACGUUUUGAUUACCAUUUGCCGACCACACCAGCCACAGUUGCAGAAAAAUGGCCCAAUCAUCUAACCCUUGCUGAUCUUCUCUUUGCUCUCGUUCCUACUAUCCCGGCUGGCUGUAUGCUCCGACUUGGAAUGACUAAUCCUCCCUAUAUUCUUGACCAGUUGGAGGAGGUCGCGGCUGUGCUGAGGCACCCGCGCGUCUACGCCUUCGUCCACAUACCAGUCCAGUCAGGCUCAAAUAGCGUGCUUGAGUCAAUGAGGCGAGCAUACACAGUUGAGGAGUUUCAAAGAGUCGUCGAGUGUCUCACAUCAGGCGUUCAUUCGGUAGAUGGUGAUAAGUUAACCGUGGCUACCGAUCUGAUAUGCGGCUUUCCCACUGAAACGGAGGCGGACUUUCAGGACACUGUUAAACUUGUGGAACGCUACAAAUUCCCUGUUCUCUUCAUUAACCAGUUUUUCGCCCGUCCCGGAACACCUGCUGCCACAAUGAAACGAGUAGCGACAACCGCCGAGGUUAAGAAGCGGACGCGAAGGCUGCACGAUCUUUUCAGGUCCUACUGCCCCUUUGAUGGCCGCGUGGGUCGCGUCUAUCGUGUGCUCAUCACCGAGGCCAGCACCGACAGCAAGCAUUGGGUUGGACACACAAAGGCAUAUGAGCAGAUCCUUUUGCCCAAAGACCCAGACUUGCAAGGCCGGAUAGUUCUGGUGGAGGUGACAGAGUGUGACAAAUUUUUCAUGAGGGGCAAGGUCAUCGAUCGAGGACCUUUUGAGUCUCUCUCAGUGGGGGAGGACGAUGGCUUUCAGCUAUCGCUUCAGACCGUCGGUGGUCCUGCUAGGGUUCCUGAGGACAUCUGCCACAAGUCGACAAUCCCUAAGGUCAUCUUGUCGAAAACCAAGUCUGGUUUCGAUUCAUCAAGUGUUGUGAGUUUCUUAAACUACAUAUUGCAUGAUGAAUUUGAUGUCAAGUCGAAUGAAAUAGUGAACUUCUCGAUGUCGAAUUAUACACUUCUGCUGUCAAGAGACAGUAGGCACGUAUGGAAAUUUAGAGCCGAAAAUGGUAGUCGGAUAACCAUUAGGAAGCGUUUUGCUCAUCUUUACCCCGGGGACAAAAUCUCGGUGUUCGAUGUAACGGCUGGUAGAAAAUCCGUCAUUGCAAUCUACCAAGCAGGAAAUUCCUCGGAAAACAAGAUUACCUCUUUUAGUGAUACAGUCUCCAUGGAGUUUAGUCCUUCCUCUAAAGUAUCACCUCUAAGUCUGGGGAUGGAAAAAUACAAAAUGAUGGGUUGUGGCGAUUGUUCUAUUACGUCUCUGCGUUUUCUUUGCGUCUCGCUGAAUUCCACCAAUUUGUCUGAUCUGCGAGGUGAAUGCAUUUCCUUGGAUCGAAUCUGCGACAGUCAAGUCGACUGCGCCAAUGGAUCUGAUGAAUCCUCUGACCUAUGCAAUUCAACCUACGCUAAUGCAUCCUCCCAUCUGCGACAUUCUUCAAUUGCUCAACAAAUCGCUAAACAGGUAGCGCUUCGCAUUGUGGAUGACGCGAUCAUUGCAGCCUCUUCGCGCCUCGAUUCGCGUCUGCGAACUCUUCUCACGUACGUCCUCUCUGCUCUGCUCGGGCCUCUUCUUGUCAUAAUGACGGUCGGAUUUAUGUGCAAGGGUAACAAUGCGGCGCAAAUAGUAAAGACGUUUUGUGUGCUUGCACUUACAGAAGCUCGUUUCAAUUCGCCAAUUCAGAGGCUUAUUCGGGACGAGAUUCGUCGUCGCCCACCACCUCCAACCUAUGACGAGGCUCUGAACAAUAGUCUGUUUGAGGAACCAGUUUUGGAGGGAGUUCCCCCACCCGCACCACCAGAUCCUCGUCCUGGAGCUCUGUCGCAGGCCCGUAUUGCCACGGUCCGCGAACUUUCCAUGAAGCCCGCCCCAACAUUCGUAGAUGUUGCUGUUUCCUGCAACCUUCAGGUUCAACGCCGAUGUGAACCUACCCCUACCGAAGCAGCUCCACAAACUUUCAUCACUCCGGUUCCUGCUCACCCUCCAUCUCGCGGUCUUUUGGGGCGCUGGCUUUUGUCUGCACUACGGUGGAGGAGAGGCGGGGAGAGGGGCGACUAUGAACAGCCGGAGGUGUCAGAAGCCACAGUCGCUUCAUUUAUGCACGAAGACGGAGAAUUGGGCUCGAUCUUGUCCAGGAGAGAAUCUGUCAAUGGUAAUGACGAUAGGAGCCCUGAGACGGGAACGCGAGGUGUGUUUGAGUGGUGUAGCUCUACUAAAUCGCUAUAG